UUAUAGCGAAAGGAAAGUCGACGUAUAAUUUUUUAUUACCAAUUCUAUCGCCCUCUAAAAAAUCGACAUGUACCUCUUUUAUGUUUCUCGUGACAAAUAUCGCAACACUUUUACCAACUCCUCAUUUGAAAGCUUUCGUCGAAGGUCGAAAGAAAACCUCGACGUUGACAAUUACUAAGGAAAGUUGCGUAACAUAAAGCAGAAAUAGGAGAGCUUACAGCGAGCAUAAAUUAUCAAAGAACCUAAAGAACGGCGCGUUAUUCGUUAUACGCGUUAUAAAAAUGGUACUUUUUUGCUUUUUCGGUGAAACAAGGAACUUGCUUAGGUUUUUAAUUGUCCCGAAAUACAAAUACCGCAGUAAAAUAUAAAGUUUCACUCAAAGUUCUACGUUCGUAUAUGCAUUCCUUAUAUGCACGGGGAAUAUAUCGGGUCCAUUGUAUAUCUGGCAAUGAACCUGUCAUAGAAAGAGAAAGGCGUCGGUGUACAUACAUGAUUUACCAGAUCCAGUUUCAUACCUGAUCUGGAAGACGCGCAAAACGAGAAGAAGUGGGUAAGAUGCGAGUUACGGUUUUUCUCCCGUUUCCUAACUAUAUAAGAAAGUUGAUGGCAGUGAUCGACCGCAGACCAUCUUUGCGCGUGAUUGUUACAAUUUUCUUCUUCGCAUUUCGUAGCGCAUAAGAGGCUGAAAUGAAGAAACUGAUCGUAUUCGCGCUUACGGUGGUGGUCGUCGCCGCGUACAGGAAAGGAAGAAGAUACAGUGCUUUGGAAGAUUUUCCACCUUAUCAAGAGACUGAUUGGUAUCCAUCUUCUCACGAUCAUUCAUUUCGAGAGCCACCGUUUAAAACGCAACAACACCAACCUUAUCGAUAUCGACCGUAUAGACAGGACUUACCCCCUCAUUCUGAGCAGCUGUCUUUCAAGGAUCAAUUGUCGUUACGAGAUUACGCGUUAUUAAAAGAUCAACCAUUUUAUGACAACAUUUCGUCGUUUAAAAACGCUUCAGAUUUCCAUGGACAGUCGUUCUUUGCAAAUGGAACGCCGUUUAAGUACCAAGGAGACAAAGAUCGGACGGUUUACAGAAACGAGCGGCCAUUUCAAUAUCAGCCGUUAAAUGAUCGAUAUUCCUCCUAUCGGCAAACUUACCGUGACGAUUUUCGAUUCGCUGACGUGUACGAUAAACCAAUUGAGUCUCACAAAGAACAAUCAAGGCAGCAACAGGUCGAUUCGUUUGGUAGAGAUUCAGAGUAUUUGAAGCACGGAAACCAUGGUCUAGGAUACGUGGCUGUGCCACCUAUUUCGCCGUACGAGAACGUUCUACUAUUGAACGAGGAAGCAUUGACGACGAUGGCACCGUCGAUGGCUUCGACAACCACCCACGAACCGUUGCAACAAUCUACCGCCUCUUCUGCCACCCCGGUUACCACCCAGGUUCAUACGUCUACGACUUCCGAGCUGAAAAUGGCUCCGUUCUCGUAUACGGCGACAAUGCCAACCAUGAAACCCGAUACGCUGGCCGACGCCGCUACUACCAGCGUAUCCACUCCAACAAUUUCUACGAUACCAGCCGCCUCGGCCACCAGGAAGCAGCCUUCGAACUUGGCUCAUUUACCGACCACCGAAGCUACCUUACCUGUCAUGGACACGGAAUCUCCAAUCAUAUCUUUUGGACGACAAACCGUACCUCCAAUUGAAUUUCAACCGACUAGAGUUACCUCACCGACAACGUCUUAUUACCUUUCCAAUGGGUUAAAGAACAAGAUUCAGCAGUCUCUGCUUGCUUAUCUGCUAUCACAACAGGCGAAAAACGGCAUCAAAAGCAACGUGCAAAUUCUGCCGUUGAACCAAGCACUUUCAGAUGUAUCGAAUAACAGCCCGAACAACAAGAUCCCCGGCACUGUAUUAAAUUACGUACUUUCAGAAGAAUCAAAGGGCCCUCUGAAGAACAAUUUGCAGAGUUCUCUGCUGAGCUAUUUGCUGCAGCAGGAAUCGAACCGUGAUCUACCUUUCCAACAGACUUCCCUAUCGGAAACUGCGAAUCAUGUUCCAUUAGCCACGGUAGUCGAGAGGCCAACGAUGACACUGCCAAGUAUACCGAUUGCAACUUUGUCAGCGGUUUCUCGGCCAAUGCAGGCGAUAAACUACAUUCCGAUAACGUUGCCAAGAAUGUCUGCUUUCGUGGCUCAAGACUCGUCCAGGUCCACUAGCCUCCCGUUAGGUACGACUUUCUCUUCCGGCCUGCCCUCGGGCGUACUGAGCAGUCAUGUAGGAAGCACAUUCAACAGUUUACCUGAGGGGAUAAACACCGGAAUAUCUGGAGGCAUAUCCAACAGCCUGUCAUCGGACGUUCCUACUGGCAUAUCAACUUUGAACUUUGGUCAGAAUUUCCAACAUGUAGGUCAGCUGCGAACGUUUGAACCGGCGAGGAGUGAAUCGUAUUCCACAGGACCGCAGUUACAGCUAGGCGGUUUCGGAGGGAUAGGUUACACUUUGCGCUCAACUAGUCCCAGCCCACGCUCCACGAAUCUCGACAUUGCAAAAUUGGGGUUAAGUUUGCCAGAGAUGCCGCGGUAUCAGCUCCCUACGUUUUCCAAGGUCGAAUUGGGUCAACACUUAUGGUGAACGUGCAACUGUGGCCAUCGUUCGAAACUGCGUGUUUAUUUAUAUCAUUACGAAAUAUUUUAGCAAACUACCAAAGUUUAAGAAACUCUAGGAUACAUAGAC
Molecule: messenger RNA, 2721 nt
Organism: Frieseomelitta varia
Lineage: Eukaryota; Metazoa; Arthropoda; Insecta; Hymenoptera; Apidae
Exons: 8
Coding region: 688-2619 (643 amino acids)
Source: RefSeq, a predicted model, not a curated record